Daldinia caldariorum is the source of this 1497-nucleotide messenger RNA. Its product is annotated as ribosome biogenesis protein YTM1. The transcript has 2 exons. Gene Ontology annotation, biological process: ribosome biogenesis. Lineage: Eukaryota; Fungi; Ascomycota; Sordariomycetes; Xylariales; Hypoxylaceae. Gene Ontology annotation, molecular function: protein binding. The record is from RefSeq and is a predicted model, not a curated record. Gene Ontology annotation, cellular component: preribosome, large subunit precursor. The coding region runs from base 1 to 1497 and encodes 498 amino acids.
AUGGACUCGUCUAUAGGCCGGCCAGCGCUGGCCGAGGUCCAGCAAGUCCGGGUCAAUUUCACAACGACGUCGCCAGAUUUACAAUUACCAGAAGGCCGAACCCAAUUGCUUGUCCCAGCAGAUAUAAAACGAUAUGGCCUCUCCCGCGUCCUCAACUCCGAGUCCAUGCUCAACACCUCCUCGCCCAUCCCCUUCGACUUUCUCAUCAACGGCAGCUUCCUGCGCACCUCGCUCGAGGACUACCUCAAGGCCAACGGGCUCUCUGCCGAAUCCACAGUCACCCUGCAGUACGUCCGCAGCCUGAUACCCCCCGUCUUCCAAGCCAGCUUCGAGCAUGACGACUGGGUCAGCGACGUCGACGUCCUGUCCGACACCUCGCGCGCCGGUCUCUGGAGCCCCGACAACAAGUUCGUCACCGGCCAGGACCGCAUCCUCUCCGCCUCGUACGACGGCCUCCUAAGGAUAUGGAGCAAGUCCGGAAACGUGAUCGCCACGUCCCCCUCCGGCAGCCUCGGCGGCCACACCGCCAGCGUCAAGUCCGCCAAGUUCCUCUCCGCCUCGCAGAUCGCGUCCGCCGGGCUCGACCGCACGGUGCGCAUAUGGAAGUACACCGAGGCCGACGACUUCCUCUCCGGCACCCUGAAACCGUCCCUCGAGCUGUACGGCCACAAGGCGGCCAUCGAGGCCAUCGACGUCCACGGCCCGUCCGGUCGCGUCCUGAGCGCUGCGAGCGACGGCACCAUCGGUCUGUGGACGACGUCCAAGUCCAGCGCCCCCGCGGCCCCCGCGGCCCUCCUCCCCGGCGCCAGUAUCGCCUCCGCCUCCAAGAAGCGCAAGAUCGCCUCGUCCUCGCAAGCGCCCCAGCGCGGGGCCCUAUCCCUCACGCAGCCGCACACGUCGGGCGCGUCCGCGGCCAUCUUCGACCCGGCGGACGCGACGGUCGCGUACACGGCGUCUCAGGACCACACCAUCCGCACCAUCGACCUGACGACGAGCAAGGUCGAGAACGUGAUCACGACCUCCCACCCCCUGCUCUCCCUCUGCGCCAUCCGCCGCGCGGGGAGCUCCGCGCUCCUCGCGGCCGGCACGUCGGCGCGGCACAUCACGCUGGCGGACCCGCGGGCCGGCGCGGCCGCGACCUCAGUGAUGACGCUGCGCGGGCACCGCAACAUGGUGGCGGGGCUCGCGCCGUCGCCCGACAACGAGUACAGCCUCGUGUCGGCGUCGCACGACGGCACGUGCCGCGUCUGGGACCUGCGGGGCGCGCGGGCGGGGACGCGGGCCGAGGGGGGCGGCGCGGUGAGCGAGUCCGUCUACGUAAUUGAGCGGGAGAGUCUGAAGGGGAGAAGUGGUGGUGGCGCAAGUGCAAGUGAUGUCCCGGGUAGAGGCGCAAAGGUGUUUGGGGUCGCGUGGGAUCGGAGCUGGGGGAUUGUGAGCGGAGGCGAGGAUAGGAUGGUGCAGGUUAAUAGGGGGAGGGAUUUACUUGCUGCUGAUUAG